AAGAAUAAAUCUCCAACUAAAAUUCUUUGGCCCAACAAGUUCUUCUCUUUGCUCCAGCUUCAUUCCAUCCCCUUCCUUUCCAGUCUCCCUUCUCCGCCGGCCAAAGCUUUUCAUUCUUUCAUCUCCGAUUUCCAUUUAAACUUAAACUUCUUCCUCGUAAAACCUUACAUCCGAUCCCUUUUUGGAAGCCGUAGCAGAUUUGAGUCGUAUUGGAGUGAAGGAAGAGAGGAAGCAGAGUAGCAGUUAAGAUGCCACUCUAUGACUGCAUGCUUUUGUUGAAACCCCAAAUAGCUAAGGAGGCGGUGCUGGACUUGGUUGUCAAGGUGAGCAAGCACGUCUAUGGCAGAAAUGGAGUCCUCACAGAUAUAAAAUCUUUUGGAACAGUGCAGCUUGGCUAUGGCAUUAAGAAACUUGAUGGGAAGUAUUUUCAGGGGCAGAUGAUGCAAAUGACGAUGAUGACCCCACCAAACUUCAACAAGGAGCUACACUACCUGAACAAGGAAGACCGUUUGCUUCGCUGGAUGUUGGUUAAGAACCGUGGGGACUUUAGCUCCCUCCGGUUUGACUCGUAUGACCAAAAGAAAUCACUCCCAUCAGGCAUUGUGUUGAGUGACUUGAAGGGCGAUGAAAAUGAAGAUAGCAGCGACGAAGAAGAGGAUGAUGAGGGCACAAAUGACUACAAAAACGAUUCCCCCCUGUUUAGAUUUGGAUUAAACUAAUCGCUCUAUGGGCGCGAUAAUUGCGUAUUUAAAUUUUCAAAAGGAUGCUCCAAGUCCAUUGCUUGAACUUAGGAAACUCUCUGGAUUUUGAUUUGUGGUCUGGUAUUGGUUUGUUGAUGCAAAUCACUGUUUUGGCAGUGCUUGCCAAUGUAGCUUCUAUGGAUCCUUUGUAACAUAAAGAUUCCCCUUGUGGUUUGGAAUUUGAUGUGUAGUUCUGUGAAGUUACUUAAACACCCUUAUUAAAUUACCCUUUUAUAG
Molecule: messenger RNA, 977 nt
Organism: Cuscuta campestris
Lineage: Eukaryota; Viridiplantae; Streptophyta; Magnoliopsida; Solanales; Convolvulaceae
Source: the annotation of a GenBank genome assembly